Aspergillus brunneoviolaceus CBS 621.78 is the source of this 1098-nucleotide messenger RNA. RefSeq lists its product as uncharacterized. NCBI's taxonomy places the organism in Eukaryota, Fungi, Ascomycota, Eurotiomycetes, Eurotiales, Aspergillaceae. The record is from RefSeq and is a predicted model, not a curated record. The coding region runs from base 1 to 1098 and encodes 365 amino acids. The transcript is spliced from 2 exons.
AUGUCAGAUGAGGAGAUGAAUAAAGGUAAACCCCCAUCCCCCGAUGCUCCGGGUGACCACUCUUCGUCCAACUUCAUCUCUUGGUGGGGUACAGGGGAUCUGGGUUGGCUUCUGGGAACAGGAGGCAACGCGGCGAGCUUGGAUCGCAUUCAGGAGUUGAAGAGACAAACGCUCCUCCUCACCCACGGAGACUACGCGGGCCGGUUGUGGAACUGCCUAGUGGAGGUAUCCAAACGCCGGGACAUGCGCCGCCUUCCCUACAGGGUCGCCCAAUUCCGCGAUAAGCUCAUUCAGGAAUCCUCGGAUCCCUCCGGAAGACAACCCCACAUCGAACAACUAGAGGAGUGUGUCCGACACCUCCAACGACAGUCGUUCGAUGUCGACCUAGGAAUGGCCAAGCUGGCAAUUCUGGUAUACAGUAGACGGAACGAAGUCUGUCAUGCAGCGGUAGGGAAGCCGGAUGUUUCGAAGGACCUCGCCAAGCUGUGGCAGGUUAUCGAUCAUGACAAGGAACAUCUUCCCGAGGCCCUGCCAGACGAUCAGCUCCUCUACCAUACCACCUGGCAACGGAUUCUCACCUUCUACGGCUCCUCGCAAAGUUGGAUCAAUCUCAAACCUGGUACUCGGUUUGCACGUCCUUUGCCCGAGCCCGACUUCAGACUCCGACCGGAUAAGGCAAGCCGCGUGCGAGCCUUCGACAACAGAGAAUGCGGAGAUCGAGUCGACGCGGUCUUCCAGACAUUCAAGGAGCGGAUCCCGGUCACCUCUCGUCCUGUUUCCAGCCAAACGCGGGCGAGGCACAGUGUGUCAGAUCCAACUCCCUACAUCCUCCCCAGGAAAAGGCGUGCCUCUGGAUCGCCGGACUCCGAAGGAGGUGGCCUAGGAAGCACCGCCGCCGAGAGACUCCCCACCGUGGCCUUUGGAAACGAUGUGGAUACUCGUCAAUUUCAAGCUUUCUACGAGGAUCUCCGCACUCUGUAUGACAAGGAUCCGGAAAGGGGCCGCAAGGCUCUUGAGGGGGCACGGAGAGUGGUCACCCGUGAGAUUGCUAACCAUGACGACCCCAGGCCAGCGAAGAGGAGGAAGGGGAGGGAGUAG